CACUGUCCUUGGGUCUACUGGUAGGGUCUCCGGGAAACAAAGCUCACUUCUCCCUUUUGGCCAGUCGUUAGGUGUUUCAAAAUACUUCGACUCCUGAUGGCCAAUUCCAAAAGGCGGGUUAAGAUGACUACAGAGAACCAAUGCGGAAUUUCCUGUCCUAUAGAAUGUUUCUACUGCUAUCGUAUUUUCUUGUUAUUUUUGACAACGUAAAUAAUGUUUUUGUUUUUUUACUCUUAGCUGUUCCAGAACCUGUUGCCCUCUAUCCCUUGAAUACACCCUAUAAAGCCGCAGAAAAACAGAACAGGCAGCCAAAGGGAAUCCUGGGAGAUGUUGCGAUUACAAACGGACCCUACAACGAACCAGGCGGAGCGUACAUGUUUUACGGCAUUGUUAGCAGCUACAUCGAGUUUCCGAAUACAGGGGGCCUGGACACUCGGUUCUCAAUCACAUUGAUGUGCUGGGUUCGACCCGGAGGCCAAGAUGGACCAUUAUUCAGUUACGGAAAAGAUGGCCGGGGAGUCCAGAUAUGGAUUGACCGGGGCAGAUUUAAUCUAAGCCUCUCUGAUCUGCCGGCCUCUGGAUUGUUAAGUUCGGAGGUUCUUCCAACUGGAGUGUGGGUUCAUGUUGCAGCAACGUACAAUUAUCAUAUCAGAAUUAGCUCUCUGUUUAUCAAUGGACAUUUAAAUGUCUCGAAUCGCAUACGCAGAAGGUAUGCGGUCGCAACCAACGCCGACAAAGUUCGAAUGGGGGUUAGAGUUAACGAUAAUAGAUACUUCAAAGGGAAAGUCGCGGAAAUGAAAGUUUACGAUGUUGCAUUGAAUGAAGCCCAGAUACAGACAUCGAUAAGACAAGUUCCACCAAUGGUAACAUUCCCAGCUGCUCUGUUAGCAAUACAAGGAGGCAUGCUGUCAUGUUCAGCCAGAGGAACUCCUCCCAUAUACACAGCACUGAUACGGAACUCUACAGUACUGGUGAAUACAACAAACACUGCAACCAUCCGUCUGGACAAGGAUGGAAACUACACCUGCCAGGCCAUCAACCAGUAUGGAACUGACGUGAAAGAACUCCAAGUCAAUUUCACAAGUAAGAGAUUUCUUUCUGGCCUAAACACUCUUUUCUUGUCAAGUACAGUACAAUGCUUGAGAGUUACAGGUAAACUUCGAGAAAACGCCCUGUAAGGGCCCUCUGGGUGC
This is a messenger RNA of Orbicella faveolata, 1193 nucleotides long. RefSeq lists its product as uncharacterized. The record is from RefSeq and is a predicted model, not a curated record. NCBI's taxonomy places the organism in Eukaryota, Metazoa, Cnidaria, Anthozoa, Scleractinia, Merulinidae.